GCCGUCAGACUCGGGCAACAUAAAAGGAGCAAAGAGGGAGACACUGGGCGAUUAACGUUAUUUAUAUGACUUUUAUCGUUGCUUAAGGUUCAUGUUAAGUUUUCGGGUUAGCUCGUUGUUAUAAGCUAACAAACACCGAGGUUAGAAAAUAAACUUGGACCUCUUUAUAAUGUUUGAAACUGUAAUAUGUAUAUAUACUUCUUUUGACGUUAGCCAACGUUAAACCAACCGGAACCAUAACAUUUCGUGAGGCAAAACAAUUCAAAUGAACCGACGAUGUUUAAAGUAAGUAAGUAAGAAGUUGAAGCAAGAAGUUCCUCGACAUUUGCAAAUGGAUUCGGGCAAAGUUGUACACAGAAGAAAUAUUCCUGUAAUCAGACCAGGAGCAUCAGAUAAGAACCAGCACAUUCAGGAGGUCAGUGUUACAAGUCUUGAUCUCAGGAAGGUGAUUCGUCUACUUGAAGAUCCUUUGACAGCUAACCUGAAAGAGAGGCACCUUUUUGUACUGAAGAAACUACUGAAGAGAAGCCAAAUUGGUUUUAUCUUGAAGGAGCUUACAGGCAUUGCCAAAAUACUCAACAUCUGUGCUGAGAAAGUGAAGGAUCACCCUGAAUAUGUGCCCAUUUUGUGUGAGGCACUUAAAAUUUGUAGGCUUCCCUUCCUGAAGGAGAAAGCAUCUGAUGAGCUGAACUACGCUCAGGACGUCAUAGAGUUCCUCUCUCACAUGGGGUGUCUGAUGAGGGUGUCAGAUGCUGGAGUGAGACAGCAGAUACUCGAGUCUGUGAAAUCAUUCUACAGCUGUGUGGCUCCUAAACACCUGCUCGAUGGUACGGACCGUCCCACCAAGCCAAAGCCUCGGACUUUCCACUCUGACAACCGAUUUUCUAGACUUUCACUAAGGUUCCAGUUAACCUCUCCAGGCUACAGGCUGCAGCUGCUGGAGCGCAGUGACCUGGCUCAGACGUUGCUCCUCUCCAUGGCUGCUCUGGAGAACCAGCCCGCCAUCAAGCUGCAGCUCCUGCAGACACUUCAGAUCCUCUCCAGCUCCUCUGAUAUGAACUGUGUGUUAAUACUGAAUGCACGAGGAGCAGAGACGAUCUGUCUCCACAUGAACGAACCCGACCCGUCUGGUCAGGUCCUGUUCCGCUCCUCUGAAAUCCUCUGGAACCUGCUGGAGAGAAGCAACAAGGAGGUCACCGCUCAGCUCAGCAGCAUGGAGUGUGUCGUAUCUCUGAAAGAAGCGUUUCUUCACCAGCUGAUGAACGGUUUCCGACAUUCUGACUUCCAACUCAGAAAUGAUCUGCUUGUGAUCACAACUCUCAUCGCUGAAAAUCCAAACUCUCUGCUUAUUGAGAGUUUAUUUGCCAAACAGCUCGUGGUCCUCGUCACAUUUCCAGAGAUGAAAAGUCACAACCCUUUGGUCAGCAACCUCAAGCUCAACUUCAGUAACGAAGACUUGAAAAUGAAGAAGCUGCUGUUGAAUCUGUUGGUUUUAAUGUCAAAUGAUUUAGCUGCCCUGCAGCUUUAUAAAGAAGAAAGAGUUAUGCUUGCUCUGCUGACGCUUGUGAAGCCGCCUGCUGCCUCAUCUGAGCGCCGGUCAGGUUCGCGUCACUGGUCCUCCGUCCAGCAGGAGGAGCUCCAGCUGCAGGCGCUGGCCACCCUGGCCACCGUCGCUCCGCUCAUGUUGGUUGACUACAUGUCCUGUCAAGGAAACGCGUGUCUACUGCUCCUGCUGGACUGGUGCGUGAGGCAAGAUGCUUACUUUGGUCAGGGUCACAGCUUCCAUGGCACAGGAGGAAGAGGCAGUAAAAAGGCUCAGAUGCGUCAUUGUAUCAGAGUUCUGAGAUCUGUGACGUCUUUAGGUGAAGACUCAGUCAACCAGGACCUUUGUGAUCAAGGAACCAUCAACCAGCUCUUGGGGAUUUUGAUGCAGAUGGAAGCAAGUCCUGAUGACGAGGAUGUCGUCACCCUGGAGAUAAAGUCAGAUAUUCAGCUGAUACUUUCAGCGCUGUGUGAGAGCGACAUGCACAGAAAGGAACUGUUUGGAUCAGAGGGAGUUGAGAUGGCCGUUCACUUCCUGAGGAAAGGCUCCAACAAUUUCUACAGCGGUCUCGGACACAACAAGCUCAUCCUCUCCACUGUGGACUGUGUGUGGUCCUGUAUUGUAGGCUGCUACACCACAGAAGAUUACUUUUUGGCUAAAAAGGGGGCAUUUCUUCUGCUGGACUUACUCAGUUCGAGCCCCAGAUGCGUACACUUGAGCGUCCUCGCCACCCUGCUGGAGUUAUGUGACAACCCGAACGCUCUGUCUCACAUCCUGAGCUGGAGGAACGACGGCGGUCAGACGGCUCCCAGACUCCUGCUGCAGCUGUGGAGGGAGGAGGAGGAGGAGCUGAAAGUCAGUCGAAACCAACACGGAGGGAUCGCAGAUCCCCAGAGGCCCAUCCUCAGUCUUUACCAGCAGGGGGACACCCAGCUGUCAUUUCCUGCUAACGUACCGAGUGCAGCAGUGCUGGAGUUAUCAGAGAACCUGCGGUCAAAGAUUUACUCCAUUUUCUGCAAACUUGGUUUUCAAGAUCUUCCCGGAUUGUCAACAAAACAUUAUGUGACCUUGAGCAUCGUCAGGAGAUAUCUGGACUUCAAGGUCGGGGAGGUGUGGGAAGAGAUCAGCAGGGAGCUGAGUUUGGAUGGCGUGAGGCCGAUCACGCCUGAUGAGGAGGCUCUGAGUACCAUCUGUAAGAUUGCGGAGGACACAGCGAAGAAGGUCGCAGCAGAACAAAACAGCAUCCUGGAGCAACAGGAGAAGGACGACAUCAGCGAGGAGGAGCUCAUGUACACAGAGAUUAAGUCUCAUUGGAAGCAACAGGAGCUUGUAGCCAAGUCAUGGGACAGUUACGUUUCCAAGACUUCAAACUAUGAGAUCCUGAAGGAAGUAAAAGCACAGAGGAAGAAGUACAUUGAAUCAUCCAGACCCAAACCAAAGCAUGAGGAUGUUGUAGUUCAUCCUACAGAGCAUUUCAUCGGGCAGGUCCUGUCUGUAGAGAGCACAGAUGCUCAGGGGCCUGCAGGAGUGAAACUGACGCUGGCUGGAGCUCCCAUCGAGGCUGCAGGUCAGGACGAACUGGGACCCACAACACAGGACCCAGAAUACUUCAGCACCGUAUCUGUUAAAGACUGAUGUCUACAAAGAAUCUGGUUUAAUACAACACAAUACAAUUUUACAGACCAAACUUUGCAGCACAUUAAUAUGUUUAUCAUGAAUAGUUAUUUAUUUCUAAUAGCCAGUUCAUCCCCAGUGUCCAUUGAGAUUUAAGUGUUUUAUUUGACUUUGGCAGCAAAUGCAGACAUGAGGUCACUUGAUGUGCACAAUCAGAACCUUGUAGUCUAGUCUACCUCCAAUCCCCUUAUAUAGACAAACACACACAGUGUAGUAAACUGACUGGCCUCUGUGGCCUCACAUGUCUUACGUCAGCAUGUCUGAUGCACAGUACAACUGUUAAAUUAAUGUAUAUUAAAUAAAUAAAACAACAUGCGCAUAAAAUGAAAGUGUUUUUCAGAUGGAAGAUUUAGUAAACAUGAAAAGUAAUUAAAGAAUUUGAUUUUUAAACCUUUUGUCCACAACAUUCAGAUAAUUAAAAGUAUAAUUACAAUGUUAAAAUGUGUUUCUAUGCACUAAUUAUCCAACAUGUGUUGUUUCUAUAACCAACGGUGCAACAUGAACAGUGAGACCCUGAACAAUCAAUGUGGCAUCAUGGAGACUGAGGCCUUAUGUAACAUCAAAAUAACAACCACUAAAUUACUUUUAACAUAAAAAAGUCUAAUUAUGUCCACUAAAAGUGAAUGCUCAUGUCAAAGGCUACAGCUCGUUGUGUUCGGCAGCUGUGGCACCCAGAAGGUCCAUUUAGGACAGCUGUUAAAAAGUAUUUUGUCUUUAGUGUUUUUGGGUUACAUAAGUCGCUGCAGCGCAUUAACACACAUGUUCCUUCAAGCGUGCAACAUGCUGCACAGAGCCACUUCUCCUUCUCGCUCCGCUCUCACCCACUUUACUGGCUGGAUGACCAAAUCAUCUCUGACAGGCCGGAGCUUUUCAUGCAGCUUUGUGAGUGUGUGUUGAGCCGGACUGAGCCCGUUGAGCCCGUCAGACUGGGAUGUUCACACUGCACAAAAGAGCAGGGACACACAAGAGCCUCUUCAGAGCGACAGGCUGCCACUGUUUGUUCAGGCUGCUGAGGGGCUUCACAUGCUGCCUGUCUGUCUGCGGGUGCUGAGCUGCUGAUGAAGGUGAGGGUGAACGUGGGUGCUGCUUUUGGAUCCCUGCUGGGUGCUCAUCAACUCCCCGAGGACCUGUUAACUUCAAACUGAAAGUUGUUGGCUUGUCUGAGAAGCUCCUGCAGCAGAAAUGAUCAUCAGACUAGGAAGACUGACACCAGGAUACUUCCGUCUCCUCCAGAGGCAGGUCUCAGGUGAGGUCCAGAUGCAGCCACAGAGCAGCCUCAUCGAUCCCAUCGCCAUGACGAUGGCCACAGUGGGGAUGGGAGUGUCUCUGUACAGCGCCAGGCAGAUGGCAGAGAGGGUCCAUCUGAAGCAUCCAAACGCCUGAGAUCAAUGAGAAACACUCAGCAGCAGACCGCCGCCUGUCAGAGCGGCUCUGUGGGCGGUUUACGUGACAGACUGUUUGUUUGUGUACGUCGGAGAAGGUUUGUGAUGGAGGAGGUUGAGAGAGAUAAUGUGUUUGUGGUGUCUGCUUGAAGGAAAAUCUAAGUGUCCCAGGUGGAAAAUGUGAGUCAUUGUUCAGUCCCAGCAGGAAGAGUUGUCAUUUGUUCAAACAAUUCACACUUUCUGUGCAAUCACAACAUUUACACGCAAAUAUAAGUGUAGUUUGACCACUCUGCACAUUUCUUCAGUGAUUGUAUUUUAAUGCAAUAAAUGAGCAAAUCAUCUGUCAACAAGGAUCUCAGCAUUAUAGUUUGACCUGCAGCCUUUUUUAUUUCCUGCAUUUUAUAGUACAACAAAACACAAAAACAUGUUUAAUAAAAAUAACUACAGAAAAUCUAAUAAAACAGUGAUGUAGAAAAUUCUCUUAGCAUACAAGCUUGUUUUAUUUAUUGAUAUUAGUCUCAAACACGCAAAUUUCACUUCAGUUAUUAGUAUGUUGUACUUUAGCACCUUAAUGUUUUGCAUUUAGAUUGUAAAUCCUAAAGCAGCAUCACCACUUUAAGUUUUUAUUAUUUAGGACUAAAUAGACUAUGAGCCGCUAUAAGAAAGGCCUUUUUCACCCGGGCAUCUUCAGUUUGCUAAAUUUCAUGUUUGUACUAGAAUUUAAUAAAACAAAAUGUCUAUAAAUGUAAAAUGCCACUAAUAGACAUUCAAAUGAUUUACUUUGUAUAGUAACAAGUUUGGUAACUUGAUGUAAUGCUCAAAUAAAUACAUUCACAGUUUGUGUGCAGACUUCUAUA
Siniperca chuatsi (mandarin fish) is the source of this 5456-nucleotide messenger RNA. Its product is annotated as cilia- and flagella-associated protein 69-like. Gene Ontology annotation, cellular component: non-motile cilium; sperm midpiece. Bases 332 to 3178 code for a protein of 948 amino acids. Lineage: Eukaryota; Metazoa; Chordata; Actinopteri; Centrarchiformes; Sinipercidae. Gene Ontology annotation, biological process: response to odorant; positive regulation of flagellated sperm motility; olfactory behavior. The transcript has 25 exons. The record is from RefSeq and is a predicted model, not a curated record.